AUGGCUUUUACCUGUCCCGGAGCGGGAGGAGCCGCCGCCGCUGGAGAAGGGAGGAACCAAGUCAACGCCUAGUUUACACGGGACCGGCGCCGCGGGGAGCGCGAGAAAGCGAGGCGCAGCGGGCGGCCGCUGGAGCCAAGGCCGCUCCGGCAAUCCAGCCAGGUCACCCUUCGCCUGGGGGAGGGCUGCAAGGAGCCGGGGCGGCGCUGCGUUGGCGGGGAGGGGAGAAGGAAACAGCGGCACUUUCUGUUUCCCCGCCGAGUUGCUGGAGACUUUUUCGGGGCUGGAAGCUCGCGGCGAGCCUGGUGCGCCCCCGGCUCCCCUUCGUGUGGGGGCGGCUCUGAGCCCGGCGAGGGGAGACGCGGCGGUGCUUUCCCUGCCCCCAGCCCACUCGGUGACUUUGGGGCGGUACUGCAGGGAGCCGUGUCUCUCCUGGACCCCAGGGAGGUCCCCGGAAGGGGGGAAGCGGCGGCGCUUUCUCUGCUGCCCGCUCCCCGUUGUGGGUGCCUCGGUUUUUGGCGGGGAGCGGGUCCGUUCCCCUGGCACCUCCUGCGCCUUGCUCCCCAUGGCCAGCCGCCCCCAUGGCUCCGACCAAAGGGCUGCGGCUGCUCUGGAAGCAGGAGCCGGCUCCAAGCGCCCUGCUGGAGGCGCGCAGCCGCCGCGACUGUCUGCUGCUGGAGGCCGGCACCGUGGCCACCCUCACUCCUGAAGAAAAGGAGGUAAUUAAAGGGCAAUAUGAAAAGCUCAUGGAUGCCUAUGGCUGCUUGGGAGAGCUCCGGCUAAAAUGUGGUAACAUGCGGCUGCAUUUUCUGGUCCUGGUGACAGGCUGUACAUCGGUGGGAAAAAUCCUGGAUGCUGAAGUUUACAAAAUCACCGCAACAGAUUUCUGUCCCCUCCAGGAAGAAACCAAGGAAGAGGAUCGUGUUAAUGCCCUUAAGAAAAUCCUGAACUCUGGGAUGUUCUAUUUCUCCUGGCCAAAUGCAGGCUCAAACUUUGACCUGACAGUGCGGGCCCAGAAGCAGGGUGAUAACAACUAUGAAUCUGGUAACUCCUUCUUCUGGAACCAAUUGCUGCAUGUGCCCUUUAAACACAACCAGGUGAGCUGCUCCGACUGGCUGCUAAAAGUGAUCUGUGGCAUAGUGGACAUCCACACGGUUUAUGCCUCUCACAAGAAGGCGAAGGUCUGCCUCAUUUCCCGGAUCAGCUGCGAACGAGCUGGGGCCAGGUUUCACAUUCGAGGGGUCAGUGAUGAUGGACACGUAUCUAAUUUUGUUGAGACAGAGCAGACAAUUUAUUUGGACGAUGACAUCUCUUCCUUUGUUCAAAUCAGAGGCUCCGUCCCACUGUUUUGGGAGCAACCAGGGCUUCAGGUUGGCUCCCAUCAUCUGAGACUUAACAGGGGCCUAGAAGCAAAUGCUCCUGCUUUUGACAGGCAUAUGAUGCUUCUGAAAGAGCAAUAUGGAAAACAAGUGAUUGUUAACCUGUUGGGAAGCAGAGGAGGAGAGGAGGUGCUCAACAGAGCUUUCAAGAAAUUGCUGUGGGCCUCUUCCCAUGCUGCAGACACACCCAUGAUUAAUUUUGACUACCAUCAGCUUGCAAAAGGUGGGAAAAUAGAGAAGCUGGAGAAUUUGUUGAGGCCUCAGCUAAAGUUGCACUGGGAUGAAUUUGGCAUCUUCACAAAGGGCAAGAAUGUAUCUGCCCGUCUGCAGACAGGUACCUUGCGAAUGAAUUGCCUGGACUGUCUUGAUCGUACAAAUAGCGUACAGUCCUUCAUUGCACUUGAGGUUCUGCACACUCAGUUAGAAAGCCUAGGGUUGAACUCAAAGUCUAUUGUUGACCGCUUUGUGGAGUCCUACAAGGCAAUGUGGACUCUCAAUGGUCACAAUCUAAGUAAAGUGUUUACAGGCAGUCGUGCCCUGGAGGGGAAAGCCAAGGUAGGGAAGCUCAAGGAUGGAGCCCGCGCUGUGUCACGCACCAUUCAGUCAAAUUUCUUUGACAGUGUGAAGCAGGAAGCCAUCAAGUUGCUACUCAUGGGUGAUUUCUUCAGCGAGGAACAUGCAGACAAAGGAAGGAUGCUUAUGGACAACACAGCUCUGCUGGUGACUCCCAGUAUUUUGAAGGCCAUGUCAGAGCGUCAGUUUGAAUUCACGUGCUUCAAGCGGAUUCGUGUUGCCAUGGGGACCUGGAAUGUAAAUGGAGGCAAACAAUUUAGAAGCAACAUCCUUGGUACCAGCGAGUUAACAGACUGGCUGCUGGAUUCUCCCAAGCUCUCUGGGGUUUCUGAAUUUCAGGACGAUGAGAGCUGUCCUGCUGACAUGUUUGCUGUGGGAUUUGAAGAGAUGGUGGAAUUAAAUGCAGGGAAUAUUGUAAAUACCAGUACAACUAAUAGGAAGAUGUGGGGGGAGCAGCUUCAGAAAGCGGUUUCCAGGACUCACCGGUACAUUCUGCUGACAUCGGCACAGCUUGUUGGCGUUUGUCUCUUCAUCUUUGUACGACCUUAUCACGUCCCCUUCAUUAGGGAUGUAGCAAUAGACAUAGUGAAAACCGGGAUGGGAGGGAAAGCUGGGAAUAAAGGUGCAGUAGGCAUCCGUUUCCAGUUCCACAGUACCAGUUUUUGCUUCAUAUGCAGUCACUUGACAGCUGGUCAGUCUCAAGUGAAAGAGAGGAAUGAAGAUUAUAAAGAGAUUACACAGAAACUCAGCUUCCCAAUGGGGAGGAAUGUGUUCUCACAUGACUAUGUGUUCUGGUGUGGUGAUUUUAACUAUCGCAUUGAUCUGACAUAUGAAGAAGUCUUUUAUUUUCUUAAACGACAAGACUGGAAAAGACUCCUGGAAUUUGAUCAACUACAGCAGCAGAAAUCCAGUGGAAAAAUUUUUAAAGACUUUCAUGAAGGCACUAUUCAUUUUGGACCAACAUAUAAAUAUGACGUUGGCUCAGAGGCUUAUGAUACAAGCGAUAAGUGCAGAACCCCUGCUUGGACUGACCGAGUGCUUUGGUGGAGAAAGAAGCUUUCAUUUGAUAAAACAGCUGGAGAGAUCAAUCUCCUAGAUAGUGAUCUGAGUGCUGAAACAAAAGUCAAACACACUUGGACUCCUGGUGCCCUGAUGUAUUAUGGAAGAGCGGAGCUGCAGGCAUCUGAUCACAGGCCCGUGUUAGCUAUUGUAGAAGUGGAAGUCCAGGAAGUUAACGUGGCUGCCCGCGAAAGCGUUUUCCAGGAAGUGUCAUCCUUCCAGGGACCAUUGGAUGCCACCGUAAUGGUAAAUCUCCAGUCACCAACCCCUGAAGAGAAAAACGAAUUUCCCGAGGACUUGCGGACUGAGCUUAUGCAAAUAUUUGAGAAUUAUGGCACCAUUGUUCUUGUCAGGAUCAAUCGAGGUCAGAUGAUGGUAACAUUUGCAGACAGCAGGUCAGCUCUCAGUGUUCUGGAUAUGGAUGGUAGCAAGGUCAAAGGCAGAGCAGUGAAUAUCCGGCCUAAGACUAAGGAUUGGCUGAAGGGCUUUCAGGAGGAAAUUGCUCGAAAACGGGAGAGCAUUGCACCCAUGUCACCCACCGCAAACUCCUGUCUGCUGGAGGAAAACUUUGAUUUUUCAAGUCUGGACUAUGAAUCAGAAGGUGAUAUACUAGAUGAUGAUGAGGAUGAUUAUUUGGAUGACAUGCUGCCUCAGCACCCGGUAGCAGAGAUGACAGAAGGCUUACCUGAGGGUCCUGAAUAUUUUACGGUUGCACCCACAGUAACUUCAAGCAAAUCUCCACUGCUUACUGGAGGAAAGCCACAUCCAUAUAAAGAUGAUGCUGACCUAGCUGAAUUAAAGCAGGAGCUGGAAUUAGGUGUGGGGCUUCGCCAUCGGUCUCCAAGCAGAUCUCUGUCUGUUCCUGACAGGCCUCGCCCGCCUCAGCCACCCCAGAGACCUCCCCCUCCAGCUGGAGUAUCUGUCAAAAAAUCUCCAUCCGAUGGUUCCAUCUCCUCAGGAGGUCACUCCCUGUGCUCCAUCCUGCAGACGGCAAAGCUUCUCCCAGGGGCGCCUCAGCAACCACCUAAAGCCCGGACUGGAAUAAGUAAGCCUUAUAACGUCAAGCAGAUCAAAACCACCACAGCUCAGGAAGCGGAGGAAGCUAUUAGAUGUCUGAUGGAAGCAAAAGGCGGAACACAAGAGAAUGCUCUGAAGCUUGCUCCAGUAAGAACCCAAACCACCCAGCCUGACUCCCUUCCCAGCAUCACAAAGUCAGCAUCAUUUCAGGGGUCACAAUCAGGACCAGUGCUCGUGCCCCAUCGCCCUCCACCCAAAGUUCCAACCAUAAAGAAGCCGGUGCCCCAGCAAAGAACUGGAGUCAAAUCAGAAAAUCUUGACCAGCAGCCCGUCCGCUUUCACAUUGGAUUGUCCGAGUCCUGCCUUGAAACCAAAGCCAUUACCAGUCCCACUAGGAUCACCCCCAUUCCUAAGCCGAGAACAACGCCGCCCGGGAAAGCUCCUGAGAGAAGAAGCAGCAGCGAUAGGCAGCCGCCCAGCCUAGGCAUUUCAGAGGAAAGUGCGGUGGCCCUGCAGAACUCCUUUGCCCCAAAGGUUCCACCACGAAGGAAGAAGUCUGCUCCUGCUGCCCUUCACCAGCAGGUGCUUCAGAGCAGUAACAGUCUGCUUCUUAGUGGCUUAACAUUCAAUUCCAACAACAACAAUAGUCCUUCUGAGUACAACCCUACAACACAGGACUCUGACAUCCUCCCCCUUUCUCCCGGAGACUCUGAUCUUUCAGCUCCAACAUCCACUGCCAGCCCAGACAGCAGUGGCACUAAGCACUUGACACCAACUGCUUUGGACUUUUUUGCUGACCUUCAAGGCCCUCCUACCCCAGACAUCCAGCAGCCACAGCUGUUAGCCACCAAUUCACUAACAGAGAGCAUCAAUCUCUUGGACCUGGACACCGAUAUUUCCUUUCCUUUUUCCACACCAGCAACAACUAGCCCAACACACACUCCGAGCAAUUUGAAACUCCCCAGCCCAAAAGAUUUUAGUCACUGGGUUACUUUUAGUGAUGAUGAAGUCAAUGGUACAUUAUCAGAGGGAGUCAGCAAACUGCUGGUCUUAGAGGAAAACAAAAAUACCUGGAUGGACAGAAAUGCUAACUUAGAGUUGUGAGAUUUUUUUUUCCUUGAUUUUUUUCUUUUUUCCGCUACAGAAAUCUAAUUACUGUACAAGAUAAAAAUCUGCUUUGUAUACAGAGUUGUAGAAGUGUGGCAAGGCCACAUUUUAUUUUUGUGUUUAAAAAAAUUCUAGUAUGAUCUGGGGGCAAAAUACAAGACAUCAGGCAAUACUGUACAACUUGCAAAAAAAAAUCUUUAGUCUAAAUUAUUUCCCUUUUUC
Molecule: messenger RNA, 5357 nt
Organism: Caretta caretta (loggerhead turtle)
Lineage: Eukaryota; Metazoa; Chordata; Testudines; Cheloniidae
Gene: SYNJ2
Product: synaptojanin 2
Biological process (GO): phosphatidylinositol dephosphorylation; synaptic vesicle endocytosis
Cellular component (GO): presynapse; perinuclear region of cytoplasm
Molecular function (GO): phosphatidylinositol-4,5-bisphosphate 5-phosphatase activity; SH3 domain binding; RNA binding
Source: RefSeq, a predicted model, not a curated record